Molecule: messenger RNA, 1565 nt
Organism: Nerophis lumbriciformis (worm pipefish)
Lineage: Eukaryota; Metazoa; Chordata; Actinopteri; Syngnathiformes; Syngnathidae
Product: large ribosomal subunit protein uL3-like
Biological process (GO): translation
Cellular component (GO): cytosolic large ribosomal subunit; ribosome
Molecular function (GO): structural constituent of ribosome; RNA binding
Source: RefSeq, a predicted model, not a curated record
GUGUACCUUCUUGCAUCAGGUUCUUCUUCCUCGCUCUUGCCUGGUUGUUGUUGUGCAGACAUGUCUCAUCGCAAAUUCCACGCACCGCGCCAUGGACAUUUGGGCUUUCUUCCCCGCAAGCGUAGCAAGAGGCACAGGGGCAGAGUGCGAUCGUGGCCUAAAGAUAACCCCGGCCAACCGGUGCACCUCACCGCCUUCCUGGGCUACAAGGCUGGCAUGACCCACAUCCUCCGAGAGGUGCACCGUGCUGGCCAGAAGCAAUCAAAACGAGAGCAAGUGGAGGCAGUUACCAUCAUUGAGACCCCCCCGCUCAUAGUGGUGGGAGUGGUGGGCUACAUCCGCACCGUGCGGGGUUUGCGUCCCCUAAAGACCAUCUUUGCUGCGCAUCUGAGUGACGAGUGCAAGCGCAGAUUCUACAAAAACUGGCACAAGAGCAAGAAGAAGGCCUUCACCAAGCACAGCAAAAAGUGGCAGGAUGAGAGCGGGAAGAAAGCGCUGGACCAGGACUUUGCUCGGAUGAAGAAGUAUUGUUCGGUCAUACGGGUUCUUGUUCACUCUCAGAUGCGAUUGCUGCCCAUUAGGCAGAAGAAGGCUCACAUCAUGGAGGUGCAGUUAAAUGGGGGGAGCGUCCCAGACAAGGUGGAUUGGGCAAAGGAGCGACUGGAGCAAGCCGUGCCCGUCUCGGCCGUCUUCCACCAGGAUGAUAUGAUUGACGUCAUCGGGGUCACCAAGGGUCACGGCUUUAAAGGCGUGACGAGUCGCUGGCACACAAAGAAGCUCCCGAGGAAGACUCACAAGGGCCUGCGGAAGGUGGCGUGCAUCGGAGCGUGGCAUCCCGCUCGUGUGGCUUUCACCAUAGCUCGAGCCGGUCAGAAGGGCUACCACCAUCGGACUGAGAUCAACAAGAAGAUCUAUCGAAUUGGCAAAGGUGUUCACAUCCAUGAGGGAAAGGUGAUCCGGAACAAUGCCUCCACUAACUAUGACAUCAGCCAGAAGACCAUUACUCCCAUGGGGGGGUUCCCACACUACGGUGAUGUAAAUAACGAUUAUGUUAUGGUGAAGGGCUGUGUGGUCGGCACCAAGAAACGUGUCCUCACCCUCAGGAAGUCUUUGCAUGUGCAAACGUCUCGCAAGUGGACGGAAGCCAUCGAGCUCAAGUUCAUUGACACCACGUCCAAAUUUGGUCACGGUCGCUUCCAGACCGCACUGGAGAAAAGAGCAUUCAUGGGCCCUCAAAAGAAGGACGCCCUGAAGAUGCUGCCAGAGCUUCUGCCAGAGGAGACUCAAAUUUGACUUUUCAAAGCUCAAUUUUCAUGCAGAAAGAUCUCACCAACAGGAUUGUUUUUGAAUAUUUAUUGGAAAAAAAAAACAGGCAUCAACACAUUUUAAAAGUGGCAAAACUUGCAGAAAAUAACAGUAAUAGACUGGUAAUUUUUGAAUACAUAUUGAAAAAAACAAGCAACACAUUUUAAAAGUGGCAAAACUUUAGUAACAUUUCAGCAGAAAAUAACAGUAACAGACUGGUAAUUUGUUGGGAAUUUUACCUUAAUUCCAUUUUUUAAUUU